Molecule: messenger RNA, 1982 nt
Organism: Prunus persica (peach)
Lineage: Eukaryota; Viridiplantae; Streptophyta; Magnoliopsida; Rosales; Rosaceae
Product: spermine synthase
Exons: 11
Coding region: 572-1672 (366 amino acids)
Biological process (GO): spermidine biosynthetic process
Cellular component (GO): cytosol
Molecular function (GO): spermidine synthase activity
Source: RefSeq, a predicted model, not a curated record
UUUGAAUGAUAAGGUUUACUGUUUGUGGGGUUUUUCUCGAUGGUUAACUUUUUUUAUUUGUCCUGACGGUGGUCAGUACUUUACUCUGCGGUGUUUGACUGGAAAGUUUAAAAAUAAUAUAUUUUUCUUUGUUGAGGAGGUAAUGCUGGAAAUUGUAUAAACCAGAAAUUUAGUUCCGUUUAUAAAAAUACUAUUUGGGGCCCAUGCUCUUUAAUGAAUUAAAUAGAUCUCAGAUGAUUCUUUCUUUCUUGUGAUGGGGGUGCAAUCUUUGUUUUCUUGCGUGAUUGACAUGUUUAGCUCAUGAUCUAAGUGGCAGAUAAAAUGGCCUGUUUGGUUUGAUAUGAUUUUGUUCAAUUUAGAUACUGAAAUGGUAAAGAUCUUGCAUUGAUUAUGGUUUUAAGCCUAGCGUGUUCUCAGUUAAGAUUCAUUUGCAAAUCAAGCUUACUUUAGCAAAAAGAUUUCAACUUUCCACUUUUAAUUAUGAAUGUGGAUUUAAAUUAAACUCCUUUGCUUGGAAUCGUUUCUGUGAAUGUUCUUCUGAGACUGGAGACGGAGAAGAAAAAGAUAAUAUAUGGAGGGCGGCGCAGGAAGAGGUUUGGAAUGCCAGAAGACUAUGGAUGGGAAGGCGAGUAACGGGAAUGGUUCAGAGAAGGCCAUCCCUUCUUGUUGCUUGAAGGCUAGGGCUUCUGCCCCUGAGGCCGAGGCAAAAUGUCAUUCUACUGUUGUUUCUGGGUGGUUCUCAGAAUCCCAGUCUCGCUCUGAGAAGGCUAGUAAGAAGGUUUAUUUCAACAACCCAAUGUGGCCUGGUGAAGCUCAUUCACUGAAAGUAGAGAAGAUUCUGUACAAGGGAAAAUCAGAGUUCCAAGAGAUUUUGGUUUUUGAGUCCUCAACUUAUGGAAAAGUGCUUGUUCUUGAUGGCAUUAUCCAGCUGAGUGAGAAAGAUGAAUGUGCAUACCAGGAGAUGAUAGCUCUUCUACCUCUUUGUUCAAUUCCUUCCCCCAAGACAGUUCUGGUUGUUGGUGGUGGUGAUGGUGGGGUUCUUAGGGAGGUUUCUCGCCAUCCUUCUGUUGAGCAUAUUGACAUAUGUGAGAUAGAUAAGAUGGUUGUAGAUGUGUCUAAGAAGUUUUUCCCUCAGUUAGCUGUUGGAUUUCAGGACCCACGUGUCCACCUUCAUAUUGGUGAUGCUACUGAAUUCCUGAGGCAUGCGCCUAAAGGGAAGUAUGAUGCUGUAAUUGUUGAUUCAUCAGACCCUGUAGGUCCUGCUCAAGAGCUUGUAGAGAAACCAUUUUUUGAGACAAUAGCUAGAGCAUUAAGGCCUGGUGGUGUUCUCUGUAACAUGGCGGAGAGUAUGUGGCUCCAUACGCAUCUUAUUCAAGAUAUGAUCUCUGUUUGUCGUGAAACAUUCAAGGGAUCUGUCAAUUAUGCAUGGGCGAGUGUUCCUACGUAUCCAAGUGGUGUGAUAGGCUUUCUGUUGUGCUCAACGGAGGGGCCUCCUGUUGAUUUCAAAAAUCCAGUCAAUUCCAUUGAGAAGUUAGAAGGAGCUCUCAAACAUAAGAGAGAGCUUAGGUUCUAUAACUCCGAGAUGCACUCAGCUGCCUUUGCCUUGCCUCCUUUCUUGAGGAGGGAGGUGAGCGCUCUGUGCCAUUCUUCAACCUCAACCUUGCCAAGAUGAAUCGGCUGAGGAGUAGUUAUUAGUAGCAGCACCCGUUGCUUCAUUUGCCUGAUAGUCAAAGUGAGUAGUAGCACAUGGAAGAAAUAGAAGAUAGGUUAAUUAUUACUUUUUUAUUUUUAAGUGUAGAUGAGAUGGGGGUUCAUGAACUCUCUGCCUCGAGAGGAGCAUUUGGUCGGAUUUCAACGUCCUCCAAUAAUUAUUUGUGGAUGACCUUAUAUGAAUAUCCCUUUGACAGUAUGUGUUAUUGUUAAUCUGCUCAGGUGGUGAUGGAAUAAUUAUGAAUCAGUCGUUAAGUUAUUGAUUUAUCAUA